This is a messenger RNA of Dovyalis caffra, 966 nucleotides long. NCBI's taxonomy places the organism in Eukaryota, Viridiplantae, Streptophyta, Magnoliopsida, Malpighiales, Salicaceae. The record is from the annotation of a GenBank genome assembly.
AUGGCAGCAGAACCAAAGAAGAUCAUCAUAGACACUGAUCCUGGCAUUGAUGAUGCCAUGGCAAUCUUUCUUGCUUUGAGAUCACCGGAAGUGGAGUUGAUUGGACUUACUACUAUAUAUGGGAAUGUUUAUACCACUUUAGCCACCAGGAAUGCCUUGCAUUUGUUGGAGGUUGCAGGGAGGACUGAUAUUCCAGUUGCCGAGGGAUCUCAUGUGACAAUAACCAAAGGUACAAAACUUCGCAUUGCCGAUUUUGUCCAUGGUGCUGAUGGACUUGGCAACCAAAAUUUUGACCCACCUAAAACCAAGCCAAUUGAACAAUCAGCAGCUGCUUUUCUAGUUAAGCAAGCAAAACUUCACCCUGGAAAAGUCACUGUUGUCGCAUUGGGUCCACUUACAAAUAUUGCUCUGGCUAUCGAAUUAGAUCCUGAGUUUUGCAAAAACAUCAGGCAGAUUGUUCUUCUUGGUGGAGCAUUUUCGGUAAAUGGGAAUGUAAAUCCAGCAGCUGAGGCAAAUAUUUUUGGCGAUCCUGAAGCUGCUGAUAUUGUUUUCACCUGUGGGGCAGAUGUUUUGGCUGUGGGGAUAAAUGUUACCCACCAAGUUGUUCUCACAGCUGCUGGGCGAGACAAAUUGAUGCAGUCAAAUGGAAGAUUUGCUCAGUAUCUGUGCAAAAUUUUAGAGGUGUACUUCUCUUAUCAUCGAGAAGCAUACAGCACUGGAGGAGUGUACCUUCAUGAUCCAACAGCAUUCCUGGCAGCCGUGAAUCCUUCACUUUUCACUUACACAGAAGGCGCUGUUAGGGUCCAGACUACUGGCAUCACAAGGGGACUAACAUUGCUAGAUAACACACAGAAAAAGUUUGGAGAAGUAACUGAGUGGACCGAUAAACCCACAGUUAAGGUAGCCGUGACGGUUGAUGCCCCCACUAUCGUCAAGUUGUUGAUGGAAAGGCUUAUGCAAUCAUAA